CUCCAAGCAAUGAGCACGGCGGAGGGACCCUCGAGAGGCACUGCUCUUUGGCCAGCACUCCGUCCAAGCAGCCCGCCCCGGGGGAAGAAGGGGGCCAGGAAGAGCAACAGCAGCAGGAAGGUGACGGGAAGCCUCUGUCCAGCGCCUGGCAGGCCGCUCUAGGGGCCACGUCAGCCAUGGAUAAGGAGAAACAGGAGAGGAAGCGGGUCGUCCGGAAACCUCCCAAGGUGGUGGAGAGGCCCGUAAGGGCCCUCUUCUGCCUCACUCUCAAGAAUCCCAUUCGGAAAAUCUGUAUAGACAUAGUUGAAUGGAAGCCUUUUGAAUAUCUUAUACUUUUAACCAUUUUUGCAAAUUGUAUAGCUUUAGCCGUAUUUACUCCCUUUCCUUAUGGCGACUCCAACACUGUAAAUGCUUAUCUGGAAAAAAUAGAAUAUGUAUUUUUGGUGAUAUUUACGGCCGAGUGCGUGAUGAAAAUCGUCGCGUACGGCCUUGUGCUUCAUCCUGGUGCUUAUCUACGAAAUACGUGGAACAUGCUCGAUUUUGUAAUAGUAGUUAUAGGUGUAAUCAGUACAGCCCUUUCCAACCUCAUGAAAGAAGGUUUCGACGUAAAAGCUUUAAGAGCAUUCCGUGUACUAAGGCCUCUUCGGUUAGUCUCUGGUGUACCAAGUUUACAGGUUGUGCUCAAUUCCAUUUUAAAAGCCAUGGUACCCCUUCUCCACAUCGCAUUACUAGUCAUCUUUGUUAUCAUAAUUUAUGCUAUUAUAGGUCUUGAACUGUUCUCAGGAAAAAUGCACAAGACCUGUUUCGAUAAUGUCACAGGACAGAUAGCGCUAGAAGAUCCCCAUCCAUGCGGGGAUGCCGGAUUCCAGUGCAAUGCAAGUGCCGGAGAAGUGUGUCGGUUGCACUGGGAGGGACCCAACCAUGGAAUCAUCAACUUCGAUAACUUUGGCCUGGCUAUGCUGACGGUCUUCCAGUGCGUCACCAACGAAGGCUGGACGAGCGUCUUAUACAAUGUAAAUGAUGCCUGUGGCAAUGCGUGGCCUUGGAUUUAUUUUCUUAGUCUCAUUAUAUUAGGAUCUUUUUUUGUUCUUAACCUCGUACUUGGUGUUUUGAGUGGAGAGUUUUCCAAAGAAAGAGAGAAAGCUAAGGCUCGAGGCGAUUUCCACAAACUUCGAGAAAAACAACAAAUCGAAGAAGAUCUUCGAGGUUAUUUAGAUUGGAUAACGCAAGCAGAGGAUAUUGAACCUGAUGAAGGUGCCAACCAAGAUGAAGAUGGGAGAUUAGAGCUCGAAGCCGACAAAUUAGAAGGAGAGGCAAGUAGUCAAGAAAAUAUAUCUUCUCCAUCGUGGUGGGAAGUAAAGAAAAGACAGUUUGAUCGUCACAACCGGAGAAUCCGCAGGGAAUGCAGGAAGUUGGUGAAAUCGCAAGCCUUCUAUUGGAUAGUCAUAGUGCUCGUAUUUCUGAAUACAAUCACACUCGCUUCCGAGCAUCACGAUCAACCGAAAUGGCUGGACCAUUUCCAAGAACAAGCGAACAUCUUUUUCGUAGCACUCUUCACGAUGGAGAUGUUCUUGAAGAUGUACAGUCUGGGUUUUCAAGGUUACUUCGUCAGCCUCUUCAACCGUUUCGAUUGCUUCGUGGUGAUCAGUUCCAUCCUCGAGAUGGUUCUCCUAUACACGGAUGUCAUGCCACCCCUCGGUGUAUCCGUGUUGCGUUGCGUGCGUCUGCUGCGAAUCUUCAAAGUAACCAAAUAUUGGACUUCAUUGUGCAAUCUUGUAGCGUCUUUGAUAAAUUCUGUCCGAUCGAUAGCCAGUUUGUUACUUCUGUUGUUCCUCUUCAUUGUCAUAUUUGCUCUGCUCGGUAUGCAAGUCUUUGGUGGCCGUUUCAACUACAAAGACUUGGAAGAAAAGCCUCGCCAUAAUUUUGAUUCAUUCGUCCAAGCACUUCUAACUGUCUUUCAGAUACUCACCGGUGAGGACUGGAACGAAGUAAUGUACGACGGCAUCAGAGCCUAUGGAGGAAUUGGCUCCUAUGGUGCUUUGGCGUGCAUUUAUUUCAUCAUCCUAUUCAUCUGUGGUAAUUAUAUCCUUCUAAACGUCUUCUUGGCUAUCGCUGUUGAUAACCUUGCGGACGCGGACAGUCUUACAGGUGUAGAAAAGGAAGGCGAGGAAGAGGAGGAGGGAGCAGAAGCCCCUGCCGAAGAGGGCGAAGGCGAUCAGGGCAGCCGGGAAGAAAUGGACGAUGAGAUGUGCAAACGAAACCGACGGAAAAGUGAGGCAGUCAAAUUGGACGGAGUGGCGAUAAACCAUGUUGCAUUUGCUCCAGAUAAAAUGAAUCAGGUUGAGAUAAGAAUCAAUGAAGAUGAUAAAGAGAAAGAGGAAGAUGGUGAGAAAGAAGGAGACGAAGAAGAAGAAGAGGAAGAAGAAUGCGAGGAAGAUGUGGGAUCUGCAAUCGGUUCUACAGGUGCCAGACCACGUCGGAUGUCUGAAUUAGAUAUGCCCAACAAAAUUCUUCCUAUUCCAAAUUACAGCUCAUUUUUCAUCUUUUCUCCAACGAAUAAACUUCGUGUUCUUUGCCAUCAAAUCAUCAACCACAGCUAUUUUGGCAACGCAGUGUUGGCCUGUAUCUUGAUCAGCAGUGCUAUGUUGGCGGCUGAAGACCCUCUGAGCUCGGAGACACCUCGAAACAAGAUAUUGAAUUACUUCGACAUCUUUUUCACCGCCGAAAUCACACUCAAGGCAAUCACGUACGGUCUCAUCCACAAAGGCUCAUUCUGCCGAAGUGCUUUUAAUAUAUUAGAUAUUCUCGUGGUGUCCGUGUCUUUAAUUUCCUUCGGUUUUGAUAAUGGUGCAAUUUCAGUAGUAAAAAUUCUUCGUGUUUUAAGAGUGUUACGUCCUCUACGAGCUAUCAAUCGUGCCAAAGGUCUAAAACAUGUCGUCCAGUGUGUCAUCGUAGCUGUCAAAACCAUAGGAAAUAUUAUGUUAGUCACAUUUCUUCUCAAUUUCAUGUUUGGAGUCAUUGGUGUUCAACUUUUUAAGGGCAAAUUCUUUUUUUGCAACGAUGGUUCAAAAUUGUUCGAGAAGGACUGCCAAGGAGAAUAUAUCAUCUAUCAAGGUGGAGAUAUCACAAGACCAGUUGCGGAACUAAGAAAGUGGGACAAAUAUCCUUUUAAUUUUGAUGAUGUGGCUAAAGCCAUGCUCACACUGUUUACAGUAUCAACGUUUGAAGGAUGGCCACAACUGCUCUAUGUCGCCAUUGACUCCCGCGAAGAGAAUGAGGGGCCUUACUACAACUACAGACCCAUGGUUGCCGUCUUCUUCAUUAUAUAUAUCAUCAUCAUCGCAUUCUUCAUGGUCAACAUCUUCGUCGGUUUUGUCAUCGUCACCUUUCAGAAUGAGGGAGAACAGGAGUACAAAAAUUGCGAGUUAGACAAAAAUCAGAGGAAUUGCAUCGAAUUCGCUCUAAAAGCAAAGCCCGUUCGACGAUACAUUCCCAAAGCAAGAAUUCAGUAUAAAAUAUGGUGGUUUGUGACGUCACAGUACUUUGAAUACACAAUAUUUGUUUUCAUCAUGGUGAACACUCUGACGCUUGCUAUGAAGUUCUAUGAACAACCAAAACUUUAUACGGAUGUUUUGGAUGUGCUAAAUAUCGUGUUUACUACUAUAUUCGCCCUGGAGUUCGUACUGAAGCUGAUGGCAUUCAAGUUUAAGAACUAUUUUGGAGAUGCAUGGAAUGUGUUUGAUUUCAUCAUUGUUCUUGGUAGUUUUAUUGACAUCAUUUACGGUGAAGUUAAUCCGAAUUCUGGUAUUAUCAGCAUCAAUUUUUUUCGUCUUUUCCGUGUCAUGCGACUUGUAAAGCUGUUGAGCAGAGGUGAAGGUAUACGAACCUUGCUGUGGACAUUCAUCAAAUCAUUUCAAGCUCUACCCUAUGUUGCUCUUUUAAUAGCUAUGCUCUUCUUCAUUUACGCAGUUAUCGGUAUGCAGGUUUUUGGAAAAAUUGCUUUGGACGACAAAACGGAGAUUCAUCGCAACAACAAUUUCCAGACUUUUCCUCAAGCAGUUUUAGUGCUAUUUAGGUCGGCAACAGGAGAGGCGUGGCAAGACAUUAUGAUGGCCUGCGUGAACGAUGAAAAUGUGAAAUGCGACAUGCGUUCUGAUGACAAAGAUAAACUGUGUGGCACUGACAUUGCCAUACCAUACUUUGUUUCCUUCUACAUUCUUUGUUCUUUCUUGAUCAUCAACUUAUUCGUGGCCGUCAUCAUGGAUAAUUUCGACUACUUGACGCGAGACUGGUCUAUUUUAGGUCCUCAUCAUCUGGAUGAAUUUGUUAGGCUGUGGUCUGAAUACGAUCCUGAUGCCAAAGGAAGAAUAAAGCAUUUGGAUGUUGUCACGCUGCUUCGGAAAAUCUCACCACCGUUAGGUUUUGGUAAGCUGUGCCCUCAUAGAGUGGCUUGUAAGCGAUUGGUGUCUAUGAAUAUGCCCCUGAACAGCGAUGGAACUGUAAAUUUCAAUGCAACGCUUUUCGCUGUCGUUCGGACAUCGUUGAAGAUCAAAACGGAAGGUAACAUAGAUGAAGCUAACGAGGAACUCAGAGCGAUAAUCAAAAAGAUAUGGAAAAGGACAAAUCCAAAACUUCUUGAUCAAGUAGUUCCACCUGCAGCGGAUGAAGAUGUGACCGUUGGCAAAUUCUAUGCCACCUUCCUCAUCCAGGACUAUUUCAGGAGGUUCAAGAAAAGGAAAGAAGAGCGCGAGAAAGCCAUUGGAGAUGGAACAGACGAGGGCACAGUCGCUUUACAGGCCGGACUUCGUACCCUUCAUGAAGCCGGACCCGAGCUUAGAAGAGCUAUAUCCGGCAACUUGGAAGAAGAUGAAUUUGACGAUGGUCCAGAUAUUUUACCAAUGCACAGGAGAAACCAUAUGCUGUUUGGAAAUAUUUGGGGAAAAGGCAAAGGCCAGCAAGGUCUGAGGACUCAUGCCGCCAAUGCUGCUCGAUCUCAUGCGAAAAUAUCACCUGCCAACACCUUGAACAUGGUGAGUCCUCGCCAUGCGAUGACACCAAACCACUACGUACUCGCGGGAGACCGCGAUAUGCAGUCCAGGUUUGCGCCCAUACCUGCUCUGGCGGUAGCUGGACUUACGCCGGAUGGUGACAUCAGACACUCUCCUCAAAUGGAUAGAGUAAAUCAUGUACCUCUUCACAGAGCUUCCUAUCACGGCCAUAGUAAGUAUGUACCAGAAAUGAAUGGCAUUGAAGUACCCAACUAUAUGCAGAGGGCAAAUCCAGAUGAGAAGAUUAUUGGUAGUGCAGAAAAUUUAGUUGGAAGGGUUCUUCAAGAGCAAGGUUUGGGCAAAUAUUGUGAUCCAGAGUUUGUGAAAGCUACUCAGAGGGAGCUCGCGGAAGCCAUUAAUAUGACUCCAGAGGAGUUGGACAGGGCGGCCCAUAGACUCCUUCAAGCCGAGAGUCGCAGUAGCAACCCUUAUCUUUACCAGCCAAUCAGUUCCGAAGAGGACAGCCCAUACCAUGUGCCAAAAACUGGCCUUCGAUCAAAUGAAGGCUUUCUCUUGAGCUUACAAGAAGAUAACAGACCUCAUAGUCAACAAAACUACCAUACGGAGAGUGUCUGGGACAAUAAGCAUUUUGGAGACACUAGGUUAUAGCAUUUUAAUUGAAUUUGUACAUUAAAUGGACAGUUCUUUCAUACCCGUCCUGUUCCGUGUGCAUACCAAGCGAUGCUCUUUGAGCAUCCUCAUUAUAGGGAAUGAGGGCCGAAGUUAUGGACUGUCUUCGUAUCCAGUGCCUUCUACAACCUCUUAUUAAGGGAACAGACCAGAAACCUGUUCAGUCCCUUAUCUGUAUAUUUAUGACUUGGAUCCUCUUUUUCAACACAUUUAAUUAAAUAUUGCCUGAAAGGAAAGAUGGUGUUGGGAAAUGCAAUCCAUUUAUUCCUGCGGAAUCUAAAGAUUUCGGCCCCUAACUACCCCGAAAUUUCCGUUUCAAGUUGUGAAGUUACUGAUAGCUCUCCUUCCCAUUAGAAAAUGCUUUUCUUAUGUAGAGUUUUGUUUGAUCAUAUUGUGAAGAAUGUGUUUCUCAUUUUUCAUUUGCUUUUAAAUAUAUUUUACACAGAUUUUAAAGCUGCAAGAACUGUUAUUGGCUUCCAAAAUUAUUUCACGAUUUUCUGAUACUGAAAUUUCGCAUUGAAACUUAAUCAGCUCCAAAUCAACUGUGAAGCUAUACUUUUGAAUGUAUGUAUGUGUGUGAAUUAUGUAAUAAUUCAUGUAUGUGCAUAUACAUAUGUAUGUAUAAUAUACAUGUAUGUAUAAUAUACAUGUAUAAUAUACAUGUAUAAUAUACAUGUAUAAUAUACAUGUAUGUGCAUAUACAUAUGUAUACAUAGAUUUGCAUGUAACUUUAUCACACACGCAUGUCAAUAUCUAAAAGCAUAUGAUAUGCAAAAUAUUCGCAUUUUUUAAUCGAAUUGCUAAUGAUUGAGUCCAGUUAUAAAACUUACCCUCGCUUUGGAAACCAAAAUGCCAGUUUUUAUUCAUUUUUAUAUGUCUUUUUACUUAUUACCUCAUUUCUAAGUGGAACUUAUUAUAGUGUUUCUCCAGCAAGGAUCUUUGCAAUCAUUUUGUCGUCAUUCUUUUUUAAAGUCAUUUGCAGUGAAUCAGUUUUAAUUAUUAUACAUUAUCGGCUUGGAGAAAUCGGAGCUAAUUACAAAAAUAAAAUUUUCACUAGAUUUUCAAAUAAAAGUUUCAUGCUGUUUGAAUAUUUUAUAGUUCUACACGUGCUUUGUUCUGUCAAAUUGCUUUCAUUUCUUCGCCUUAAAUAUAUACAGCAGUUUUAAAAAAAUUCAAAAGCAUGAACUUACACAUCUCUGAUAAAACAGGAUUUCCCUUCAAACAUUCAUCUGUGAUAGAAUUGAAAAUGCUCAAGGUUUGCAGUAAGGUUGAAAAUAAUUGAAAAACUGUACUGUCUACCUUAUCUUUCCUGUUUCACCAUGCCAAAGAUAUGAUAGCUUCAAAAUCAUCUAAAAAUUCGUCUACUCAAAACGCUCAAUAUUUGUUUAGGUAGUUUUUUAACAGUAAUCUCUAUCCCACAUAAUUGUCAUUUAUUAGUAAAACUGCGAAAACUAUCGUAAUUAUUUAAAGAGAUAAGAACAUUAUCUCCUUAAACAAUUCUCCCUAGAAAAAUAUUUUGUCAGGAAAAGUAGAUUUUUGUAAGUUCCUUAUACACGAUUAAACUCGAUCAAUAUUUCCUGUUGAAAUUUUAGAGAACUGUUGCAGUUUAACAUAUUUUUAUCUAUUUUAAUUGCCUUAAAGUUAUAUAUUACAAAUUUUUCUCUCGCCAUUUUUAAUAAACUCCGUGUAUCCAUCAAUUCUACAAUUGAAUAAAAUAAGAAAUUAUAUUAUGUAUUUUCAGAUUUCUUAAAAUUCACAGAAGACAGAUCCUGUGAUCUAUCUAAGAGAACAAAUUUUGAAUCAUCAGAAGAGUCAAUCAAAUUUUCUAGAACUGUUGGUAGAUUUGUUAGGAGUGGUUGAACAAAGACAUAUGUUGUACUCUUGAAAUUUUAAUUUACAUAUAUUUUUAUUAGUUCUUCCUUUGUUGCGCUGGAUGGUCCGCCCGUUUUACUGUGUUCGAACAGAAGUUUCCAAGCAGCGAAAAUCUUGUUGAAAUGAAUGUGCCUAACCAUGCCUAUUUAUAUAAUAAUUCAUGUAUAUUCCGUUGUUGCAUGUAAUAUUAGAAAAAUAUGUUAAAAUUAAGAAUUGUCUCUUGUAUAUGCGUUAUUUGUUGACCAGUUUAGAUCUUUGUCAUGACUUUAGAAAACUUAAAAUUUCGGCCCCUUAUUUCUCACAUUUCCUGUUAUUAUUCGCUUUCCGAGUUAACAGUAUGAUUUUUGUUGUGUAUUUCCUAUUUCAUUUCUAUCAUUCAUUUCUGUUUGUGAGAAUCUCUUAAAUUUUUAUGUGAAAAAAAAUUAUGAAAUUUUUAAACUUUCAAUUUAGUAGUAUUUUAAUGAAUUAAUGUUUUAAAUAGAAUGCUUUAUUUUUAUCUGUUCAUAUUGAAUAUAAAUAGAAGAUAGUUUUUAAAAAAAAUGAAAAGAUCUUUUUUGGUAAGUUUUUAAUUGCUUUAGGAUUCAUAAAAUUGUAUUCAAAUUUAUAGUUGUAGCUUAACGAAGACUUUUUUAUGUUCUUAACUAACACCAGAAUAAAAUAAACCAAAGAUUUAAUUUUUGUGAAAGAUUUAAUCUCAUAAGGUUUCUUUUAUUUCACAGUAAAUUAACGUUUGCAGUGCAAACUGAAUUCUGUGCAUAUGUAUUAUUAUGGUCUUUAUUUGAAUCAUGUAUGUAAAGGAAACUUGUCUUCAUAUCUAUUAAAUAUAUUUCAGAAACUCUUA
Messenger RNA from Stegodyphus dumicola, 8391 nucleotides. RefSeq names its product Ca[2+]-channel protein alpha[[1]] subunit D (gene Ca-alpha1D). Gene Ontology annotation, molecular function: high voltage-gated calcium channel activity. Gene Ontology annotation, biological process: calcium ion import across plasma membrane. Gene Ontology annotation, cellular component: membrane; voltage-gated calcium channel complex. Lineage: Eukaryota; Metazoa; Arthropoda; Arachnida; Araneae; Eresidae. The record is from RefSeq and is a predicted model, not a curated record.